Molecule: messenger RNA, 426 nt
Organism: Arctia plantaginis
Lineage: Eukaryota; Metazoa; Arthropoda; Insecta; Lepidoptera; Erebidae
Source: the annotation of a GenBank genome assembly
AUGGUAGAAAUAUACGAUGAAAUUAUGAAAACGAACUUACGAGCUGUUGUUAUAAUCACUAGUUUGGCUAUUCCUUAUCUUAAAUUAACUAAAGGGAACGUCAUCAAUGUUUCAAGUGUGGACUCAAUGACCGUCAAAUAUCCAGGGCUAUGUGCGUAUGGCAUUUCUAAAGCUGGUAUUGACUAUUUUACAAAAUCAAUGGCACGUGAACUUGGUCCAUCUGGAGUGAGAGUAAAUGCUGUCAAUCCUGGACCCGUAAAUACAGAAAUGAUUGAAGGAAGUGAAUCAGAAUUUAUUGAUUUAACAGUGUUGGGACGAAUGUCAGAAGCUGAAGAAGUAGGUGAAUUAAUGUUAUUUAUCGCCAGCGAUAAAGCCAGGAGUAUAACAGGAUCUUGUUAUGUAAUAGAUAAUGGUUAUCUGUUAUAA